AUGACUGCUCAAGUAACACUGGAGGAUGCCUUGUCCAACGUGGAUCUCUUGGAAGAAUUACCAUUGCCAGAUCAGCAGCCAUGUAUUGAACCUCCACCAUCAUCUCUUCUUUACCAGCCAAACUUCAACACUAAUUUUGAAGACAGAAAUGCAUUUGUCACUGGCAUUGCAAGAUACAUCGAGCAAGCUACAGUCCAUUCUAGCAUGAAUGAAAUGCUAGAAGAGGGUCAGGAAUAUGCAGUCAUGUUAUACACGUGGAGAAGCUGCUCAAGAGCCAUUCCUCAGGUCAAGUGCAACGAGCAGCCUAACAGAGUAGAAAUUUAUGAGAAAACUGUGGAAGUUCUGGAGCCAGAAGUCACAAAACUGAUGAAUUUUAUGUAUUUUCAGAGAAACGCAAUUGAACGCUUCUGUGGGGAAGUGAGACGCUUGUGCCACGCGGAGAGGAGGAAGGACUUUGUGUCUGAAGCGUAUCUGAUCACCCUGGGCAAGUUCAUCAACAUGUUUGCGGUGCUGGAUGAGUUGAAGAACAUGAAGUGCAGCGUGAAGAACGACCAUUCGGCCUACAAGCGAGCUGCUCAGUUCCUGCGGAAAAUGGCAGAUCCUCAGUCCAUUCAAGAGUCCCAGAAUCUCUCCAUGUUCCUUGCCAACCACAACAAGAUAACACAAUCCUUACAGCAGCAGUUGGAGGUGAUUGUUGGCUAUGAAGAGCUGCUUGCAGACAUUGUGAAUUUGUGUGUGGACUACUAUGAAAACAAAAUGUAUCUAACGCCCAGUGAGAAACACAUGCUUUUGAAAGUGAUGGGCUUUGGAUUAUACCUGAUGGAUGGAAGUGUCAGUAACAUCUAUAAGUUGGAUGCAAAGAAAAGGAUAAAUUUAGCUAAGAUUGACAAGUACUUUAAGCAGUUGCAGGUUGUCCCACUGUUUGGUGACAUGCAGAUUGAACUCGCAAGAUACAUUAAGACCAGUGCCCAUUAUGAGGAGAAUAAAUCCAGGUGGACGUGCACAUCUUCCAGCAGCAGUCCCCAGUACAACAUCUGUGAGCAGAUGAUCCAGAUCAGAGAGGACCAUAUGCGUUUCAUAUCAGAACUGGCUCGUUACAGCAACAGUGAGGUGGUGACUGGGUCUGGUCGCCAGGAAGCUCAGAAAACAGACGCUGAGUAUCGGAAGCUCUUUGAUCUCUCUCUCCAAGGCCUGCAGCUUCUCUCCCAGUGGAGUGCACAUGUCAUGGAAGUGUAUUCCUGGAAGCUGGUACACCCAACUGACAAAUACUCUAAUAAAGAUUGUCCUGACAAUGCAGAAGAGUAUGAAAGAGCAACAAGAUACAAUUAUACUAGUGAGGAGAAGUUUGCUUUGGUUGAGGUGAUUGCCAUGAUCAAAGGUCUUCAGGUGCUGAUGGGACGGAUGGAGAGUGUUUUCAAUCAUGCCAUUCGUCAUACUAUUUAUGCAGCCCUUCAGGACUUUGCCCAGGUCACACUUAGAGAGCCACUAAGACAAGCCAUUAAAAAGAAGAAGAAUGUCAUUCAGAGUGUCUUGCAGGCCAUAAGAAAGACUGUGUGUGACUGGGAAGCAGGACAUGAGCCGUUCAAUGACCCAGCGCUGAGGGGAGAGAAGGACCCCAAGAGUGGGUUUGACAUCAAAGUCCCAAGACGUGCAGUAGGACCCUCCAGUACUCAGCUCUUCAUGGUUCGCACUAUGACAGAGUCCUUGAACUCUGCUGAGCUGUUGAAGCAGCUCAAGUCUCUGGGCCUGGAAAAGCUAUUGCAUGUGACACACAAGUUUCUGAGGCAGUCCUACAUCUAUCCGCCUCUUUUAAACUUUGGGGAAACCCUGCAGCAGUGCUGUGAUCUGUCCCAGCUGUGGUUCAGGGAGUUCUUCUUAGAGCUCACCAUGGGCAGAAGGAUCCAGUUUCCCAUUGAGAUGUCCAUGCCUUGGAUUUUGACAGAUCAUAUUUUGGAGACCAAAGAGGCAUCAAUGAUGGAGUAUGUUCUGUAUUCUUUGGACCUUUACAAUGACAGUGCUCAUUAUGCACUCACUAAAUUUAAGAAGCAGUUCCUCUAUGAUGAAAUCGAGGCAGAGGUAAACCUGUGUUUUGACCAGUUCGUCUACAAGCUGGCAGACCAAAUAUUUGCAUACUACAAGGCAAUGGCUGGCAGCCUGCUCCUGGAUAAGCGGCUGCGCUCGGAGUGCAAGAAUCAGGGAGCAACCAUCCAGCUGCUGCAGUCCAACCGCUACGAGACACUGCUCAAACAGAGACAUGUGCAGCUGCUGGGCCGGUCGAUAGACCUGAACCGCCUGAUCACGCAGCGCAUCUCGGCGGCGAUGUACCGCUCCAUGGAGCUGGCCAUCGGGCGCUUCGAGAGCGAGGACCUGACUUCCAUUGUGGAGCUUGAUGGCUUGAUAGAGAUAAACAAAAUGACUCACAAGCUUCUGAGCAGAUACAUGACCUUGGACAGCUUUGAUGCCAUGUUCAGAGAAGCCAAUCACAAUGUUUCAGCCCCAUAUGGAAGAAUCACUCUUCAUGUUUUCUGGGAACUCAAUUACGAUUUCCUUCCAAACUACUGCUACAAUGGCUCCACGAACAGGUUUGUUCGGACUGUGCUGCCGUUUUCUCAGGAGUUCCAGCGAGAUAAGCAGCCUAAUGCACAACCACAGUAUCUCUAUGGAACAAAGGUUGGAUUUAAUUCCCUUUAUGUUCAUGGUUUGCUAAUGUUUAAAGGAGCAGACCAGAUGCAGUGUAGAGCAAAAACCCUACUGAAUGUCAUAGAGAUUGCUAACUUAAUUUAUCUAAGUGAUGAUACAGUGGG
Acanthisitta chloris (rifleman) is the source of this 2804-nucleotide messenger RNA. RefSeq names its product cytoplasmic FMR1-interacting protein 1. The annotation marks the transcript as partial. Gene Ontology annotation, biological process: regulation of translation; axon guidance; modification of synaptic structure. The record is from RefSeq and is a predicted model, not a curated record. Lineage: Eukaryota; Metazoa; Chordata; Aves; Passeriformes; Acanthisittidae. The transcript is spliced from 23 exons. Gene Ontology annotation, molecular function: small GTPase binding; RNA 7-methylguanosine cap binding. Gene Ontology annotation, cellular component: synapse; neuron projection; SCAR complex.